AUGUUUAAUGACUUGUAUUAUGUUACGAGGACGCGAUUCUAUAAGCUUGCACAAUACCUUCAUAGCAUUGAGAAUAGCAAAGAAUACCAACUAUUUCAGGAUCAAUCCAAACCAUAUGACUCGAAGAAGAACUGUUGGGUUCCCGAUGCGGAAGAUGGGUACGUCGCUGGAGAAAUCACCUCUACUAAGGGAGAUACCGUCACCAUUGUUACAGCCCGUGGAAAUGAGGUGACAAUCAAGAAGGAGCUCGUGCAGGAGAUGAAUCCUCCAAAAUAUGAGAAAACCGAGGACAUGUCCAACUUGACCUUCCUUAACGAUGCAUCAGUCCUUCACAACUUGCGUUCUCGUUACGCAGCCAUGCUUAUCUACACUUACUCUGGUCUCUUCUGCGUUGUGAUCAACCCGUAUAAACGUCUUCCAAUUUACACUGAAUCCGUGGCAAGGAUGUUCAUGGGCAAGAGAAGAACCGAAAUGCCUCCUCAUCUGUUCGCCGUCUCUGACUUAGCAUAUAGAAAUAUGCUUCAAGAUCAUGAGAACCAGUCUAUGCUUAUCACAGGAGAAUCUGGAGCAGGAAAGACUGAAAACACCAAGAAAGUAAUUGCCUACUUCGCCAGCGUUGGUGCCAGUCAACAAGAAGGCGCAGCCGCGGGUGAAGGAAAGAAGAAGGUCACCCUGGAAGACCAGAUCGUCCAGACUAACCCCGUCUUGGAGGCGUUCGGCAAUGCCAAGACUGUCCGUAACAACAACUCUUCUCGUUUCGGAAAAUUCAUUCGGAUUCACUUCUCAAAGGCCGGACGUCUCGCUUCUUGCGAUAUCGAACACUAUCUUCUCGAAAAAUCUCGUGUAAUUCGUCAGGCUCCUGGAGAGCGUUGCUACCACAUCUUCUACCAAAUUUUCUCUGAUUACAAACCCGAGUUGAAGAAGGCUCUUGAACUCGACAAACCUCUCAAAGAUUACUGGUUUGUUGCUCAGGCUGAGCUAUCAAUUGAUGGGGUCAACGACAAAGAGGAGUUCCAAAUGACCGAUGAGGCGUUCGACAUCUUGAACUUUUCGGCAGAAGAAAAGAUGAAUUGUUACCGUCUUAUGGCCGCACUCAUGCAUAUGGGUAACAUGAAGUUCAAGCAGCGCCCCCGUGAAGAGCAGGCUGAGCCAGAUGGUACUGAAGAGGCCGAGAAAGCCGCUAGCAUGUACGGUUUGUCUAACGAGGAAUUCAUCAAGGCUCUAACUAAGCCCCGUGUAAGAGUUGGAACCGAAUGGGUUAACAAAGGACAGAACAUGGAGCAGGUCAACUGGGCCACUGGAGCUAUGGCCAAGGGCCUCUAUGCUCGUGUAUUCCAUUGGCUUGUUAAGAAAUGCAACCUUACCCUAGAUCAGCAAGGAAUCUCGCGUGACUAUUUCAUCGGUGUGCUUGACAUUGCUGGUUUCGAAAUUUUCGACUUCAACUCGUUCGAACAGCUGUGGAUCAACUUCGUAAACGAAAAACUGCAGCAGUUCUUCAAUCAUCACAUGUUCGUUCUUGAACAAGAAGAAUACGCCCGCGAAGGUAUUCAGUGGACUUUCAUCGAUUUCGGUCUCGAUCUGCAAGCUUGUAUCGAACUGAUUGAGAAGCCCCUUGGUAUCAUUUCCAUGCUUGAUGAAGAGUGUAUCGUACCAAAGGCUACUGACCUGACUCUGGCCCAGAAACUGAACGAGCAACAUCUCGGUAAACACCCAAACUUCGAAAAGCCUAAACCUCCAAAGGGAAAGCAGGCCGAAGCCCACUUUGCCAUGCGUCACUACGCUGGAACUGUGAGAUACAAUGUGACCAACUGGCUGGAGAAGAACAAGGAUCCUCUGAACGACUCAGUCGUGUCCGUUAUGAAACAGUCCAAAGGAAACGAUUUGCUUGUGGAGAUCUGGCAAGAUUAUACCACCCAAGAAGAAGCUGCUGUCAAGGCCAAAGAGCCUGGUGGCGGAGGCAAAAAGAAGGGAAAGUCCGGCUCGUUUAUGACUGUCUCUAUGCUGUAUCGCGAGUCUUUGAACAACUUGAUGAGUAUGCUGAACAAGACCCAUCCCCACUUUAUCCGUUGUAUCAUUCCCAACGAGAAGAAGGCUUCCGGAGUAAUUGAUGCAGCACUUGUGCUUAAUCAAUUAACAUGCAACGGUGUACUCGAGGGUAUCCGUAUUUGUCGCAAAGGCUUCCCCAACAGAACUCUUCACCCCGAUUUCGUGCAGCGUUAUGCUAUUCUCGCCGCCAAGGAAGCCAAGUCCGAAGAAGACAAGAAGAAGUGCGCAGAAGCCAUGAUGUCAAAACUAGUGAAUGAAGGCGCGGUCACUGAGGAGAUGUUCCGUAUUGGUCUCACAAAAGUGUUCUUCAAAGCCGGAGUAUUGGCCCACCUUGAGGAUCUACGCGACGAAAAGCUAGCCAUCAUCAUGACCGGAUUCCAAGGUCAGAUUCGCUGGUACCUUGGACAAGUCGAUCGCAAGCGACGUGUAGAACAGCGCGCUGGUCUGCUCAUCGUCCAGCGCAAUAUUCGCUCAUGGUGUACGCUGCGUACUUGGGAAUGGUUCAAACUAUACGGAAAAGUCAAGCCAAUGCUCAAGGCAGGAAAGGAAGCCGAAGAGCUGGAGAAGAUCAACGAAAAGGUAAAACAACUUGAAGAGAGCUUGGCUAGGGAAGAGAAGCUACGAAAGGAGCUCGAGGAUAGUUCCACGAAGCUGUUGGAAGAAAAGAACAACUUGUUCACUAACCUCGAAAGCACUAAGGGACAACUCUCAGAUGCUGAAGAACGCCUCGCUAAGUUGCAGUCUCUGAAGGGAGAUGCCGAUAAGCAACUUGCUGAGUUAAAUGAACGCCUUGCCGAUCAAGAAGAUCGCAACGCCGACGUCCAGCGCGCAAAGAAGAAGGUGGAAUCAGAACUUGAGUCUUUGAAAAAACAAAUUCAAGAACUCGAAAUGAGCUUGAGGAAGUCUGAGUCCGAGAAACAAUCCAAGGACCACCAGAUCCGUUCUCUCCAAGAUGAAAUGCAACAGCAAGAUGAAGCAGUCGCAAAACUCAACAAGGAGAAGAAGCAUCAAGAGGAGAUCAACCGUAAACUAAUGGAGGACCUUCAGUCCGAAGAGGAUAAGUCGAACCAUACCAACAAAGUGAAAGCUAAGUUGGAGCAAACUCUUGAUGAUCUCGAAGACAAUCUAGAACGAGAAAAAAGAUCUCGCGCUGAUCUUGACAAGCAGAAGAGAAAGGUAGAAGGUGAGCUGAAGAUUGCCCAAGAAAACAUCGACGAGGCAGCACGUCAACGUCACGAUCUUGAAAACAAUCUAAAGAAAAAGGAGAGUGAAUUACAUUCCAUUAGCAGCCGGCUGGAGGACGAACAAGCUCUGGUAAGCAAACUCCAACGACAGAUCAAGGAGGGACAGAGCCGCAUCUCUGAACUCGAAGAAGAACUCGAAAGUGAGCGGCAAUCUCGUGCCAAGGCCGACCGCGCUAAGUCUGACCUUCAGCGCGAACUCGAAGAACUCGGAGAUCGCCUUGAUGAGCAAGGAGGCGCCACCGCUGCUCAGGUUGAGCUCAACAAAAAGCGCGAAGCUGAACUCGCCAAACUACGCCGCGACCUUGAGGAGGCCAACAUGAACCAUGAGAACCAACUUGGUGGGCUCAGAAAGAAGCACACUGACGCCGUUGCUGAGCUCACCGACCAACUCGAUCAGCUACAGAAGCAAAAGGCUAAGAUCGAGAAGGAAAGGCUGCAGGCGCAACAGGAAGCAGAAGAGCUUGCUGCCCAACUUGACGCUGAGACGUCCGCCAAGAUGAACAACGAAAAACUUGCAAAGCAGUUUGAACUUCAGCUCACAGAGCUUCAGUCCAAAUGUGAUGACCAGUCUCGACAACUGCAAGACUUUAUUUCACUCAAAGGACGCUUGCACAACGAGAACUCUGAUAUCAGUCGCCAACUUGAAGACGCCGAGUCUCAGCUGAACCAAUUCUCACGCCUUAAGAGCCAGAUGACCAGUCAACUUGAAGAGGCCCGACGCACUGCUGACGAGGAGGCUCGAGAACGUCAAACCCUUGCUGCUCAGGCCAAGAACUUCCAACACGAGGCUGAGCAACUUCAGGAAAGUCUUGAGGAGGAAAUUGAAUCAAAGAACGAAGUAAUGCGGCAGCUUAGCAAAGCUAACGCUGAAAUUCAGCAGUGGAAAGCACGCUUUGAAGGCGAAGGUCUCAUCAAAGCCGACGAGCUUGAAGAUGCCAAGAGACGUCAAGCCCAGAAGAUUAACGAGUUGCAGGAAGCGCUCGACGCCGCCAAUUCAAAGAUCGCUUCGCUUGAAAAAACCAGGAGUCGUUUGGUUGGGGACCUCGACGACGCUCAGGUUGAUGUUGAGCGUGCCAACGCAUUCGCUAACGCUCUUGAAAAGAAGCAGAAAGGCUUUGACAAGAUCAUUGACGAAUGGAGAAAGAAGACCGACGACCUCUCUGCUGAGCUCGACUCAGCUCAAAGGGAUGCUCGCAACACUGCAACCGAGUUGUUCAAAGCAAAGAACGUCCAGGAGGAGCUGCACGAGGUUGUUGAAGGACUUCGCCGCGAGAAUAAGAGUCUCAGCCAGGAAAUUAAAGACCUAAGCGACCAACUCGGUGAAGGAGGUCGAUCUGUGCACGAAAUGCAGAAGAUCCUUCGCCGUCUCGAAAUCGAGAAGGAGGAGCUGCAGCAUGCUUUGGAUGAAGCUGAAGCUGCACUUGAGGCCGAGGAAAGCAAGGUGCUUCGAGCACAGGUUGAAGUGUCGCAGAUCCGCUCAGAAAUCGAAAAGCGCAUCCAAGAGAAGGAGGAGGAGUUCGAAAACACCCGUAAGAAUCACCAGCGUGCCAUGGACUCAAUGCAGGCUUCACUGGAGACGGAAGCCAAGGGCAAGGCAGAACUCCUGAGAGUAAAGAAGAAGCUUGAGGCUGAUAUCAACGAGCUGGAGAUUGCUCUCGAUCACGCCAACAAAGCCAAUGCCGAUGCACAGAAAAACCUGAAACGAUACCAGGAACAGAUUCGGGAGCUCCAACUCCAGGUGGAAGACGAGCAACGACAACGGGACGACAUCCGCGAACAGUUUUUCAACGCCGAAAAACGUGCCACUCUUCUGCAAUCCGAGAAGGAAGAACUACUUGUUUCCAACGAAGCCGCCGAGCGGGCUAGGAAGCAAGCGGAAUACGAGGCUGCCGAUUUUCGCGAUCAGAACAAUGAGCUGUCGGGACAGGCUGCUUCACUUGCUGCCACUAAGAGAAAACUCGAAGGAGAAAUUCAAGCUAUUCAUGCUGACCUCGAUGAAACUCUCAAUGAGUACAAGGCUGCUGAAGAGCGCAGCAAGAAGGCAAUGGCCGAUGCCAGCCGUCUGGCCGAAGAACUUCGUCAAGAACAAGAACAUGCGCAGCAUAACGACCGCAUGCGUAAGGGACUUGAGCAACAGCUCAAGGAGAUGCAAGUUCGUCUUGAUGAAGCUGAGGCUGCAGCACUUAAAGGGGGCAAGAAGGUGAUUGCCAAACUAGAACAACGCGUGCGUGAGGUAGAAUCUGAGCUUGAUGGAGAACAACGCCGAUACCAAGAAGCCAACAAAAAUCUUAGCAAGGCAGAUCGCCGAGUGCGAGAACUUCAGUUCCAGGUCGACGAAGAUAAAAAGAACUUUGGACGCCUGCAAGAUCUCAUUGAUAAACUCCAGAACAAGAUGAAGACACAGAAAAAGCAGAUUGAGGAGGCGGAAGAAGUUGCCAACCUGAACCUGCAGAAGUAUCGUCAGAUCCAACACCAACUGGAAGACGCCGAGGAACGUGCCGACGUAGCCGAAAACUCUUUGUCGAAGAUGAGAGCCAAGUCACGAUCUAAUGCCUCUGCAGCCCCAGGAGGUCUUCAAACCUCGCAAUCCGCCACUGUUAUGCGAUCGGCAUCUCGUACACGCGCCAGCGAUUUCUAA
Molecule: messenger RNA, 5928 nt
Organism: Strongylus vulgaris
Lineage: Eukaryota; Metazoa; Nematoda; Chromadorea; Rhabditida; Strongylidae
Source: the annotation of a GenBank genome assembly